AAUCAAUGGGCAAAAUAAGGGACAUUGCUGGGUGGGUAAUAGUGAAAGAAAGCAAUGCCUGUUUAAAUUACAUCAAAAGUUGUAAAGGAUCUAGAUGUGAUAAAGUGCAAGACAGAAAAAAGACUGAAAGAGAAAUCAAGUCUGUUUUGGAUAGUCUGAAAGCAAGUAAAGAAAUAUUGCUGGAAACAACCAGAUAUCCAGAAUCACUGGAACAUAUAAAGACACAUGAUAGGGGUGGUAAAGCAUUUGCAACUGAUGACUUCUAUGAAUACAUGGUAGCAGUGGGUUCGCAUGCGGUAUUUUUAUUAUCAGACAAGACAUUGACUAAAUUCAAAGAAGAUUCUAUAAAACUUGCUUGGAAAUCAUUGCUUUCUAAUGAGGAUUUAAAAAGAAUAUCUGAAACAAUGAUUAACAAUAUUUCCAGCAAGACCUAUGACUAA
Messenger RNA from Paramuricea clavata, 440 nucleotides. Lineage: Eukaryota; Metazoa; Cnidaria; Anthozoa; Malacalcyonacea; Plexauridae. The record is from the annotation of a GenBank genome assembly.